Molecule: messenger RNA, 1596 nt
Organism: Colletotrichum navitas
Lineage: Eukaryota; Fungi; Ascomycota; Sordariomycetes; Glomerellales; Glomerellaceae
Product: PCI domain-containing protein
Exons: 3
Coding region: 264-1409 (381 amino acids)
Biological process (GO): ubiquitin-dependent protein catabolic process
Cellular component (GO): nucleus; proteasome regulatory particle, lid subcomplex; cytosol
Molecular function (GO): structural molecule activity
Source: RefSeq, a predicted model, not a curated record
GGCUGCUAGCUAGCCGCGUUGUGUGUAUCACCCCUCUAGAGAGCUGCUGCUUGCAUUCAUCAAUACACCCACAUAUCUCUCGACGAACUUCCCGACGCUUCUCACGACGGAAUCCAAUUCUACACAGCUGAAUAUUUGUCCGUCUAGCUAUACCACGAGGGCAAAAUAGCGAUCAGUCCGUACGCCUGUGAACCUGUCGUCAUCCCGGGAACCUCGAAGCUCCCCCACAUACAUUUCGAGCCUCAACCUAACACUCUGACAAGAUGAAUGCCGACGCCAUUCCCGACUUUCUGGCGGAGCAGCGUGAUGAGGCACCCGAGGAACUCCAGCAUCUUGUUCUGGAGUUCGAGAACUACUGGGAGAGGAAACUCUGGCACCAACUUACCGAUGCGCUUGGCCAGUUCUUCAGUCACCCUGGCAGCAAGCCUCAGCGGCUUUCCCUCUACAAGGUCUUCAUUCUCAAGUUCGCGGAUAAGAUCAAUCAGCUCAAACUUGUCGACCUGGCUUUGAAGGCUGCUACAGAAUGCAAGGAUGACGAGGAGCGACUGGCAUUCCUUCAGAGUGUUGCGAAGAAGGUGGACAACGAUAAUUCACAAGAUGCUCUUGUUUACGCUUCCGUCGCUGUAGCCAGGGUAAAGCUGGAUCUGGAGGAUAUGGAUGGGGCCCGCAAGGACCUCGACACGGCCGAGAGAAUAUUGGACAAUUUCGACUCGGUCGAGACGAUCGUUCAUGCAGCGUUCUACGAUGCGAACGCUAACUACUAUCAGCGUAAGAUGGACUUCGCAGCCUACUACCGCAACGCCCUACUUUACCUCGCUUGCAUCGACAUCAAUUCUCUCACACCGCAGGAGCGCCACAGGCGAGCAUUGCACCUCAGCAUUGCCGCGCUGGUUUCCGACACCAUCUACAACUUUGGCGAGCUGCUUCUGCACCCGAUCCUCGACGCGCUCAAGGGUACCCAGGACGAAUGGUUCCGAGACCUGCUUUUCGCCUUUAACCGCGGUGACCUCCAGGGCUUCGAGGCCCUCUCGGCCCGCAUGCGGUCCAAGCCCCUGCUCAGCGAGAACGCUGGUCAUCUACGUCAGAAGAUUUACCUUGCGGCGCUCACAGAGGCUGUCUUCCGCCGGCCGCCCCACGACCGUGCCAUGUCCUUCACCGACAUCGCCCAGGAGACCAAGGUGCGCCCCAACGAGAUCGAGCACCUUAUCAUGAAGGCGCUGAGCUUGGGUCUCUUGCGUGGAAAUAUUGAUCAGGUGGACGAGGUUGCACACAUUACCUGGGUUCAGCCUAAGGUGCUCGACAUGAAGCAGAUCGGCAACAUGCGUCAGCGGCUGCUCGACUGGGAUUCGCAGGUCAAUCAGCUCGGCAAUUGGAUCGAGAACGUUGGAGGAGAUGUGUGGGCUGCUUGAUGGAAUUAACAGGGGGACGAGAUUAGGGGCGAAAGGGAAUAACGAGGUCUGUAAUAUUGGUCUGUCUGCAUGACGAGGACCAGUGUACACCAUUAGACUUAGAGAGAAGAAUGGAAACCCGGUCUCGAUCUUGGGCCGCGAUGAUAAUGAUGACAACGUCGUUGCGCCUAUUAUGUGAUGCGGUAGU